AUGUCCCUGGACCCCUUUGACACAGAGGCUGGGCUGCGGACCGAAGACCAGUCAAUGGAAAGCCUUGAUACUAUUAUUCGCGACGGCGAGUCUCCUCAACUUGAAGUCGGGAACAUAUCUCUGGACGCGCCACGGCAGGACCUCCUAAACAGCAUCUUCAACGGUCCCAAUCGCUUCCCCGACGUCCCACCCGCCUUCGAUGAGGACCCUAUCAUCCGCGACGUGUACAUCGACGUGUUUCUCGCGGCGUCGUUCGACCACGUCUCGCGUGCAGAAGCUCAGCGCAUGCUGUCGAGCGCGAACCGGACUCUCGUGGCGAUGUCGAAGCGCUUCGGUAACGAGCUGCGAGGACUCGGCGAGAUGGCGCGCACUCUCCCCGACGUCCAGCGUCGACUGGGCUUUGACUCCGGUCAACACGUGGUCUACUACUUCGUCUGCGACAUAUGUUGGUCCCGCUACCAUCCCUCUCAGCUCUACCGGCUCGAAACCUCGGAAUGUACGCAACCUGGAUGCUCUGGCGUUCUCUUCGUCACGAAGGAAAGCGGUGGGCGUACGGAUCGGAUACCGGUCAAGGUUCUCCCUGUCGCAAGUCAACUCGAAAGCUAG
Messenger RNA from Rhodofomes roseus, 606 nucleotides. RefSeq lists its product as uncharacterized. The transcript has a single exon. Bases 1 to 606 code for a protein of 201 amino acids. The record is from RefSeq and is a predicted model, not a curated record. NCBI's taxonomy places the organism in Eukaryota, Fungi, Basidiomycota, Agaricomycetes, Polyporales, Fomitopsidaceae.